AUGGCAUCAUCAUCAUCUUCUUCUUCAUAUGCUUUUACAUAUGAUGUUUUCUUGAGUUUUAGAGGUGAGACACGAGGAUCUUUUUCUGAUCAUCUCUAUGCAGAUUUGAAGCGGGGUGGGAUUAACACUUUUCGAGAUGAUGAAUCGAUUCGAAGAGGCGAGGAUAUUUCUAAUGAGCUGUCUAAGGCCAUAGAGGAGUCAAGGAUAUCUAUCAUCGUAUUCUCCAAAGACUAUGCCGGAUCUAGAUGGUGUCUAGAUGAGCUCGUGAAGAUCAUGGAAUGUAAACAGAAGUUGAACCAAGUUGUUUAUCCUAUAUUUUACGAUGUUGAUCCUUCGGAAGUUCGAAAACAGACUGGCAUGUUUGGUGAUGCAUUGACCCUACAUAGUGAACGAUUUGGGGAUCAAAAAGUUAAUGAGUGGAAAGUUGCACUCAUUGCAGCUGCUAAUUUGUCUGGAUGGGAUUUACAAACCGUGAAAAAUGGGUAUGAGUCAAAGUUCAUUGAGGCAAUUACUAAAGAUGUGCUAGGGGUGCUGAAUUUUGUGCCCAUGAAUGUUGCAAAACAUCCCGUUGGAAUUAAUUCUCGUGUUCAAGAUAUACUUGAUUUAUUGCAAACUCAAACAAAUGAUAGUGUUCGAAUGAUUGGAAUUUUUGGCAUGGGUGGUGUGGGAAAAUCAACCCUUGCUAAGGCCAUAUACAAUCAUUUGAUCAUGAGUUGUCACGAGUUUGAAGGUAGUUGCUUUGUUGCAAAAAUUAGACAAGAAGUUUCUAAUAAGGGGCACAAAGGCCUAGUUGGUUUACAAGAAAUGCUUCUUCGCAAAACACUCAAGAGAAAGAUGUUUGAAAUUGAUAACGUUGAUGAAGGAAUAAGUUUAAUCAAAAGAACAUUGCAAUCAAAAAAGGUUCUUAUUGUUCUUGAUGACAUAGACCACAUAACUCAACUAGAAUCAUUAGCAGGACAACGGAAUUGGUUUGGUUCAGGUAGUACAAUUAUACUAACAACUAGAGAUGUUCACCUGUUGAAUGACCUUGGAACACAAGAGAAGUACAUGGUUAAAACAUUAAGCAUUGAUGAUUCGUUGCAACUCUUAUGUUGGCAUGCUUUUGGAGUUCCUGUACCAUUAGAGGAGUAUAAUGAAUUAUCCAAAAGGAUAGCAAGUUAUAGUGGCGGACUUCCAUUAGCACUUACAAUUAUAGGUUCUCAUUUGCGUGGAAGAUCUGUGCAAGAGUGGUUCGAAGAUGCUGAGAAGUUAAGAAGUAAUCCUCAUGAAGAUGUUCAAAAAAUGCUUAAAAUAAGUUAUGAUGCACUUGAUGAUGAUACUAAGAACAUCUUUCUUGAUAUUGCUUGUUUUUUUGUUGGGCAUGACAAAAAGGACACUGCUAUGAUAUUGAAAGCUUGUGGUUUUCAUGCUAAAAGUGGAAUAAGAAGUUUGAUAGAAAGAUGUUUGUUAGCAAUACAUGGUGGUGGAGAAUCUGACAGGCUUGAGAUGCAUGAUUUAGUACGGGAUAUGGGAAGAGAAAUUGUUCGAAAGGAAUCUCCAAAACAUCCUGGCCAACGAAGUAGAUUGAUUGAGCGGAAUGAUGUCUUUGAUGUUCUUGAAGGCAACAAGGGCACGGAAGCAAUUGAAGGGGUGCUUGUAAAUUCAGAAGUCCUAAAGAAUGUGGUUUUGAAUACCAAAGUAUUCACAAGGAUGGUAAAGGUAAGAAUACUUAUAAUGGAUGGUGUGCUUCUUAAAGGAUCUUUUAAAUAUUUGCCCAAUACGCUUAGGCUAUUUAGAUUGCAUAACUGUCAAUUGAGCCGCAUAUCAUCUGAUUUUCGCUUUGAGAAACUUGCUGAGUUAGACUUGGAAGGUAGCAAUAUCGAAGAAUUUCAACCCAACAUGCAGCAUUUUAGGUGCUUGAAGAUCUUAAAGUUUGAUAGGUGUAAACAACUUAAGAAAAUGCCGGACUUCACCGGGGCAGAGAAUCUCAAGACAUUAUCAUUCAAAUCUUGUUUGAAUUUGGUAAAGGUGCACCCAUCGAUUGGAGUUUUGAAAAAACUUGUUAAGCUAGAUCUCAUGGAAUGCAUGAAAGUGAAGGAGCUUCCAAAUAACAUUUGCAAUUUAAAAUCACUCGAGAUUUUAAGUUUGCGCGGUUGCGAAAAGCUGAAGGAGCUUCCAAUUGAAUUGGGAAAAUUAGAGCAACUAAUAGAAUUAGAUGCUUAUGGAACUGCAGUCUCACAUAUACCCUUUUCUUUGGGAUGUUUGAGAAAUCUACAGACAUUGUACAUGUGGUCACACAACAAGGGGUUAGUACAAUCAAAAUCAAAACCUCAACUUCUUCAACUUUUCUCAAGAAGAAAUCCUAGUGAUCCAGGUGGUUUUGUUCCACCUUCAUUUGUGAAUUUAUGCUCCUUGAAACAUCUAAUUGUGUCUUACAACUAUCUGGGUGAGGUAGAUCUUGGGACCUCUCUUGGGAAUCUAAGCUCAUUGGAAAAUUUAGAUUUAUCAGGAAGAUGCUAUCUUCAAAGCUUACCUUUCGGCCUUUCUCAUCUUUCCAAUUUGACAAGGCUCUAUUUGAACAAUUGGCGAAAUCUUAAAGCACUUCAAGACCUUCCUCCUAAUUUGAAUCUACUCUCCGCAGAAAAUUGUGUGUCAUUGGAAAAAAUAGCAGAUAUAUCAAACUUGAGACAACUUAGAGAGUUGAACUUUGAGAAUUGCAAAAGUUUGGUUGAGCUUCCAGGGGUGGGGAGUCUUGAAUUCUUACAAUGUCUUGCAAUAGCAAACUGCAGUGCUUUGAGUAUUCCUUUGAUUGAAAAUUGGUACAAGGCACGUUGUGAAGGUGAUAAUCUCAAGAUUUGGGUUCAAGUCAUUAGAUAUGUAAGUUCUGUAAGUUGCAGAAUUCCAACAGAUUUAAGGCAGUAUGGGUUCGAAAUGUUGUUCCCACUCUUGAACGAUGAUCACAUUAAUGGAGUUGGUGUUAGUGUGAGAAGCAAAAGCAGUGGGGCUUGGAUUGUAAAGGAACCUCCUCAAACUCAAUAUAUUGGGAUCAAAGAAUAUGAGGAAAUUGAAUUUGAGAUCCCAACAAGGAUUGAACAAGUAAUGGAGGUGUAUGCACAUUUCCAUGGUGUGCAGAAGAUACUUUGUGUAGUUGAAAUACAUAGAAACAGAGAUGGAGAAGUGAGGUUCUUCCCAUCCAACAGGGGAUGGAUUGCUGCUGCAUCUUAA
Molecule: messenger RNA, 3204 nt
Organism: Ipomoea triloba (trilobed morning glory)
Lineage: Eukaryota; Viridiplantae; Streptophyta; Magnoliopsida; Solanales; Convolvulaceae
Product: TMV resistance protein N-like
Exons: 6
Coding region: 1-3204 (1067 amino acids)
Biological process (GO): defense response; signal transduction
Molecular function (GO): ADP binding; ATP hydrolysis activity
Source: RefSeq, a predicted model, not a curated record